AUGGACAUCGGAAAAACAGGCCCCCUUGAGAUGAACUGCGCCUCGCCUGUAAAGAGGACGAGAGCAGGUGGCAGCAGCCGGGGGGAGGUGACAAAAAUCCGCGAUAAAGUCGGACAAUAUCCGGAAAGCCAAAGUUGUGAAAGGAAGAAGCAUCAACCUGGCGUUGUCUCACAGGGGCCGGCAAGCAUUGAAGCAUGUUGGAAUGGAGGAGAAGAUUGUCUCCAAGGGGAUUCCCAUGUAUGCAAGAAUGAUCCAUUCCGUGAGUGGGAAACAGUUUGCAAUCCCUUAUGGAAGGAAAGCCAGUACAUCCUGUCAGUAGACCGUGCCAAUCUAAACAAAGAGCUGCUAACAGAAGCAGAGACAUAUCCAAACACAAAGUUGAACUUUGAUCACAAACUGCAGGAUUGGAGUGCUGAAACAGGGCUAAUGACCUUUGCCAGGUCGGAUGGGUCCAAUGAGCACAUCAAGGCGGACCUGAUUGUAGGCUGUGAUGGAGCUUUCUCCGCCAUCCGGAAGCAAUUCCUUCGGCAAAGCCGCUUCAACUACAGCCAGACCUACAUCCCCCACGGUUACAUGGAGCUCAGCAUGCCGCCCAUCAACGGAGAGUUCGCCAUGAAGCCUGAUUAUCUGCACAUCUGGCCACGAAACACUUUCAUGAUGAUCGCCCUGCCCAACUUGGACAAGACGUUUACCUGUACCCUCUUCAUGCCCUUCGAGGAGUUUGAGAAGAUCACCACAGGAGAUGAAGUCCUUGAGUUUUUUCAGGAAUACUUCCCCGACACCAUAGCACUUAUAGGAGUCGACGCUCUGAAAACGGAUUAUUUCCGAUUGCCUGCGCAGGCCAUGGUGUCUAUCAAGUGCUCCCCAUAUCACACUGGAGACAAAUGUGUCCUUAUGGGAGACGCAGCCCAUGCAGUGGUGCCUUUCUAUGGGCAGGGGAUGAACGCUGGAUUUGAAGACUGCAUAGUCUUUGACGAAAUAAUGGAUCAGCUCAAUGAGGAUUUCAGUGCUGUACUGCCUGAGUAUACCAGAGUGCGAGUACCAGACGACCACGCGAUUGCAGACCUGGCCAUGUACAACUACAUUGAAAUGCGAGCCCAUGUCAACUCCAAAUGGUUCCUUUUUCGAAAACACCUUGAUAACAUCCUCCACUUCCUCAUGCCAAAGACAAUAACUCCACUUUACACAAUGGUCACUUUCACUAGGACGAGGUACCACGAAGCCGUGGAAAACUGGCAAUGGCAGAACAAAAUGGUAAACCGUGGCCUGCUGUUCAGUGCUACAGGAGCGGUUUUGGGAGGCUCCUACCUGCUCAUUAAAAAUCCCCCAGAUAUCAACAAGCUCCUGGUCCCGGCUGAGAAGAUGUGGGACAGGCUUGUGGCCCUCUGGACCCACUGAGCUCUCUGAUCCGUCAAGAGGAUCCACAUGUUAACUGACAAAUUGAGGCUCUGCAAGGCAAGGAAU
Etheostoma spectabile (orangethroat darter) is the source of this 1464-nucleotide messenger RNA. RefSeq names its product kynurenine 3-monooxygenase (gene kmo). The record is from RefSeq and is a predicted model, not a curated record. Bases 1 to 1398 code for a protein of 465 amino acids. Gene Ontology annotation, cellular component: mitochondrial outer membrane. Gene Ontology annotation, molecular function: kynurenine 3-monooxygenase activity; FAD binding. NCBI's taxonomy places the organism in Eukaryota, Metazoa, Chordata, Actinopteri, Perciformes, Percidae. The transcript has 15 exons.